AUGUAUCGAAACACUGUUUCAGGCUUAUCAUUCAGGGAGUUUGCAGAUUCUGUACAGUCAGUGCAUGAAACUCAGGUUAAGAACCUGGGAUGCAGUUUUAUCUUUUUCCUUAAAAAUAAAGGUUCUCUUCAGUUUGAGGACAAAUGGGAUUUCAUGCGCCCGAUUGUUUUGAAGCUUUUACGCCAGGAAUCUGUUACAAAACAGCAGUGGUUUGAUCUGUUUUCGGAUGUGCAUGCAGUCUGUCUCUGGGAUGAUAAAGGCCCAGCAAAAAUUCAUCAGGCUUUAAAAGAAGAUAUUCUUGAAUUUAUUAAGCAAGCACAGGCACGAGUACUGAGCCAUCAAGAUGAUACAGCUUUGCUAAAAGCAUAUAUUGUUGAAUGGCGAAAAUUCUUCACACAAUGUGAUAUUUUACCAAAACCUUUUUGUCAACUAGAGAUUACUUUAACCGGUAAACAAGGCACCAAUAAAAAAUCAAAUAUGGAAGACAGUAUUGUUAGAAAGCUCAUGCUUGACACAUGGAAUGAGUCAAUCUUUUCAAAUAUAAAAAACAGACUCCAAGAUAGUGCAAUGAAGCUAGUACAUGCUGAACGAUUAGGAGAAGCUUUUGAUUCUCAGCUGGUCAUUGGAGUGAGAGAAUCCUAUGUUAACCUUUGUUCCAAUCCUGAGGAUAAGCUUCAAAUUUAUAGGGACAAUUUUGAGAAGGCAUACUUGGAUUCAACAGAGAGAUUUUAUAGAACACAGGCACCCUCAUAUUUACAACAAAAUGGUGUACAGAAUUAUAUGAAAUAUGCAGAUGCUAAAUUAAAAGAAGAAGAAAAACGAGCACUGCGUUAUUUAGAAACAAGGCGAGAAUGUAACUCUGUUGAAGCACUCAUGGAAUGCUGUGUAAAUGCCCUGGUGACAUCAUUUAAAGAGACUAUUUUAGCAGAGUGUCAAGGCAUGAUCAAACGAAAUGAAACUGAAAAAUUACAUUUAAUGUUUUCACUGAUGGACAAAGUUCCUAAUGGGAUAGAGCCAAUGUUGAAAGACUUGGAGGAACAUAUCAUUAGUGCUGGCCUGGCAGACAUGGUGGCAGCUGCUGAAACCAUUACUACUGACUCUGAAAAAUAUGUUGAACAAUUACUUACACUAUUUAAUAGAUUUAGUAAACUCGUCAAAGAAGCUUUUCAAGAUGAUCCACGAUUUCUUACUGCAAGAGAUAAGGCAUAUAAAGCAGUUGUUAAUGAUGCUACCAUAUUUAAACUUGAAUUACCUUUGAAGCAGAAGGGGGUGGGAUUAAAAACUCAGCCUGAAUCAAAAUGCCCUGAGCUGCUUGCCAAUUACUGUGACAUGUUGCUGAGAAAAACACCAUUAAGCAAAAAACUAACCUCUGAAGAGAUUGAAGCAAAGCUGAAAGAAGUGCUCUUGGUACUUAAAUAUGUACAGAACAAAGAUGUCUUUAUGAGGUAUCACAAAGCCCAUUUGACACGACGACUCAUAUUAGACAUCUCUGCUGAUAGUGAAAUUGAAGAAAACAUGGUAGAGUGGCUAAGAGAAGUUGGUAUGCCAGCAGAUUAUGUAAACAAGCUUGCUAGAAUGUUUCAGGACAUAAAAGUAUCUGAAGAUUUGAACCAGGCCUUUAAGGAAAUGCAUAAAAAUAAUAAAUUGGCUUUACCAGCCGAUUCAGUUAAUAUAAAAAUUCUGAAUGCUGGUGCCUGGUCAAGAAGUUCUGAGAAAGUCUUUGUCUCACUUCCUACCGAACUGGAGGACUUGAUACCUGAAGUAGAAGAAUUCUACAAAAAAAAUCACAGUGGUAGAAAAUUACAUUGGCAUCAUCUCAUGUCAAAUGGAAUUAUAACAUUUAAGAAUGAAGUAGGUCAGUAUGAUCUGGAGGUAACCACGUUUCAGCUGGCUGUGUUGUUUGCAUGGAACCAAAGACCCAGAGAGAAAAUCAGCUUUGAAAAUCUAAAGCUCGCAACUGAGCUCCCUGAUGCUGAACUUAGAAGGACUUUAUGGUCUUUAGUGGCUUUCCCAAAGCUCAAACGGCAAGUUUUGUUGUAUGAACCUCAAGUCAACUCACCCAAAGACUUCACAGAAGGUACCCUCUUCUCAGUGAAUCAGGAGUUCAGUUUAAUAAAAAACGCAAAAGUUCAGAAAAGAGGUAAAAUCAACUUGAUUGGACGCUUGCAGCUUACUACAGAAAGGAUGAGGGAAGAAGAGAAUGAAGGAAUCGUUCAACUGAGAAUAUUAAGAACCCAGGAAGCUAUCAUACAAAUAAUGAAAAUGAGAAAGAAAAUUAGUAAUGCUCAGCUGCAGACUGAAUUAGUAGAAAUUUUGAAAAACAUGUUCUUGCCACAGAAGAAAAUGAUCAAAGAGCAGAUAGAGUGGCUGAUAGAACACAAGUACAUCCGGAGGGACGAAGCCGACAUCAAUACCUUCAUCUACAUGGCGUGACCGAGAAGGUCGCAGCAGUGUCAGGAGCCCACACUGGGGCGUGCUGGGGCGGAAGGUUGUGACAGUUUGUGCUGGAGAAAGAUUUAUUUGGACUUUGAUUACAUAGAUAUUAAAAUCUCUGCCUUACCUACAAAAACAGCUCUAUUUCACCAAUCACGUUAGGUAGCAUGGUGGCAUUCCCUUCAUGUUGCACACUCUGUAACAGCAUGCUGUUUUGUGGAGAAACUUGCAUUCAUGAAGAGCCCAUUAGGAACUUUUACAAGUCAAUUUGAUUUAUACCCACCAGGAGAAAUACAGCUGGGAAGGGCGAGGGCGGGUUCUUGUUGCUUUUUUCUCUUUUUUCCUCUCUUUAAAAAAAUGUACUUGCACAAGGAAGGAUCUUCAGAUAUUCGUGCACUGAAAAAUGCUGUUAUCUUUGGUUUUUUUAAAAAUGCAAUUAAAACUAGAAAUAGCACUCUUGGUUUCUUUCGAUGAAAAGAGUGAGCUGGUCAGCGCAACGCUGGGAGAGGGCAGAUGCAGGUGAGAAGAUAAUAGUAUCCGAUCAUUUGUUCAAACACUGCUUCAACAUAAUAACUGUGAUAUGGUUUGGAUGUUGUCCCUGCCAAAUCUCUUGCUGAAAUGUGAUUUCUGGUCUUGGAGGCGGGGCCUGGUGGGAGGCACUUGGGUCCCGGGGCAGAUCCCUCAAGACUGGCCUGGCGCGGUGCUCGGGUGCUCGAGGCAGUGAGUGAGUUCCUGCUCCUGCUCUCUGUGUUUACGCGAGAGUUGGUUGCUUAGAAGAGCCUGGCACCUCCUCUGUUUCUCGCUUCCACUCUCUCCAUGUGACACGCUGGCUCUCUUCACCUUCUGCCAUGAUUAUAAGCUUCCUGAGGCCCUCAUCAAAAGCAGAUGCCAGCGCCAUGCAGGAUCGUGAGCCAAAACAGACCUCCGUUCUUUAUAAAAAGUACCCAGCCUCAGGUAUUCCUUCAUAGCAACACAAAAGUAACUAAUACAAACUGGAUAUUAAUGGUGACCUAAAAAUGGUAUUAAAUAUUUCCAACUUACAAAUGUUGGUUUUUUUAAGCAGGAGAUUGCUGCUUUAGUUGUUUUUUUGUUGUUGUUGUUAAAUGAUAAGGAGUUGGGGUUUUGUUGUUUUUUUAUCUUACAUGGCUGGAGAGUUUGGUUUGAAAAAGUGAAGCGUAUAUUAAUUUGUGCUUCAAUUGUUUUAAAAAAAGUAUGGAGAUAGGUCGUUAUGAUCACAGAGUCAAAAUGGCAAAAUAAACACGGUAAGCGUGUUUACUAAAAACCUACUAUUUGUAUACAUAAGAUUUAUGCCAUAUCUAAAUUUAUUCAAAACAGUGCAGAACUUUCCUGCUCUGAUACAAUACAGUUAUGUAACUGAUCUCUUAAUCUGUAGCAUAGAAUUAUUUUGGUAUUUUUAAGUCUCAUGAUAUAAGGAUUUAAUAGCCUCAGGUUUCUGAAAAGAAAGAUAUUCUCCUUUUAAAAAAUAAUAAUAAAGUAUCAGUCACCUAGGAGGAAGAGAAAAUCACAAAAUAAGACCUGAAAAGUAUAAGCAAAAUUGUUGCAAUCUUAAUAUGAACAAUAAACUUGCCAAAUAUAUGUACAUAUAUAUUUAUAUAUUUUAAAAGUAAACAUUUUUAAAGCAUUCAGAAAGCAACACUUACCAUGUUCCUUUCAGUCAAUCCAAAGUAGCAACUUGUGAGUUGCUGGCAACUGAACACCCAGAGUAGUAGAAAUUUUAGGACUUGAGGACUCAACAACUUAAAAGAGAAAAAUGUAUUCCCUAUUGGGAAGAACGGCUCGAUGUGGAUUUUUAUUGAUUGUGAUGCAUGUUCUAAAUUAUCUUGUAAACUAUUUUAUAUCUUGUUUAAUGUUAAGUGAUAUUUUUAAAGUAUGGUUUUGAGGGCUGAAGGGAAUGAAGUGCAGAAAGGCAUAUAGUCUUAUGUUCUGGAGUGCUUUUAAGAGCAUUUCGUGGAAUCUGUCCCCAGGCCCAAGAGCCUUUUGUGAGCUGACAAGAAGGAAAGCAAAUUUAAAAUUUUGCUGAUUAUAGUCAAAUGCCUUUCUGAAACUCAUAGGAAAUUGGAAUUUUGUUUAUAAAGUCUUACACUUCAUCUUUAAGUAGCAUACAUCAAUUAUUAGACCAAUGUGAAGGAUUAAACUAAAAUUAGUUCUCACCGUUUUCUCUAACUAGGUGAUGGCUAACAAUGGAUCAAUUUGAAAUUUAGAAGAAAUAAUUUUGUAGUAAUUGUGGCCCCUGUGUUUAAUCCAUAAUAUGGUAUUGGCAUAUUUGCUUGUCCCAACAGAAGAAUGCCAAAGGAGGAAACAAUGGGAGGAAAAAUUACAGGCCGCUUUUUCAAAAUGUAGGGUUUGUUGUUUUAAACCCCAAUUGUUCUCAGAAAAUUUUUGGAAUUUGUAAUAUUUUUGGUAAUUUAAUUUAAGAAUGAGAGCCAUGAUGUUUUGAUUUAUAAAGGCAAAUUUAAUGCAAAAGUGGGUAACACUGAAUUCAUAGCAAGUUUUCUAUUAAAUUUUAUAAAGUUUUUAAUAGCUAAUUAUGUCCUAAUUGUAUUUUGGGGAUUGAACAGCAGCAAAUACCGUAAACUUACAGUUUUCAUCAUUUUGUUGGUUAUAUACACAAAAAUUUAACUACUUUCUGGCAUUUAUGAAAACCAUUUAGCUGACAAGGUGCCUAUACCGUUGAUGAAUUUUCUUUAAGUAUUUUGACAGUAGAUUUGCUAAUGUAAAAAGAAUUCUUACUAGCAAUUUGCUGAAGGUGCAGAAUGAGUUAGUGCCCUUUAUCAGGUCUCUCUUCUCCAGUGUGCACUUAAAAUCAGUGCUGAGCAGGGUGAAGCCUGACACAGUUGAGCGAAAAGAAAACCCAGCCCCCAAAUAUAUAUAUAAUUUUUUUUUUAAUUGGUAUUACGGCAAAAGGAUGCUUCAGAGGUUACCUUAAGCUUUUACCACUCGUCUUUUAAUUUAAAGAUUCAGACAUCUGGAAAACAUUAACCUUUGUUGCCAUUUCAUUGCCAGAGUAAGUAGACUUGAAACAAACUCUACCAAGCGAAAACCUAGAACAGUUCUAAUGCUUACACUGAGAUAAAUAUUAGAGCAUGACCGCUCCAGUGACUGAAUGAGAAUCUUGAAAUAAAUUCUGAAGUCUUCCAAUUUUUACAUUUAUUGGUGGGGUCCCUUAGUUCUGUCAACUUGUUUAAGUCUCUUGCUCUUAUUUGUGUGCAUAAGUGUUAAAAUUUCCAAAAACGAAAUAUUAGCUUUCUUACUUUUACUUUUUAAUCAAAUUUAAUACAGAGUAUGACCUGAAGAGUUGACAGGUAUUUUGCAUUAUUUGCAGUAGGAUGUCAUUAGCCCUGCUCAAAGGGCAAAUUUUAACCGUCAAUCUGGGUGAAAGAUUUGCUAGUUUUACAGAGAGACUUGCUAUCUUAAACUCAAGCUGGUUUUUCUAUUUUCAUGUAAAUGACUGGGAUGCUGUCUUAUCAAUUCUUCCAAGAUCAUGUUUGUGAAAUAAACAUUACAUGAGAGCUUUCCUGUCAUCUACACUGUAUGUCGUCUGGAGUGUUGAACAAAUUUGAGUUCCCGAGUUGCAACCUAUCCUCAUGGUCUAGAUGAUUCUGAAUGUGUGCCACUACAUACUGAGAUGACGAUGCUGUACAAUUUUCAAUGGUAGCAGUUUCUGUCUGCAGUAGGCGGAACUAUUUUGAUGAACUGCUUAAUUUGGGGAUUUUAUUUUUUAAGUUGUAUAAUUUAUUUUCUUGCAAAAUAAAAAUGUAAUAUAAAAGCU
Messenger RNA from Carlito syrichta (Philippine tarsier), 6223 nucleotides. It is a transcript of the gene CUL5, whose product is annotated as cullin 5. Gene Ontology annotation, cellular component: SCF ubiquitin ligase complex; Cul5-RING ubiquitin ligase complex. The record is from RefSeq and is a predicted model, not a curated record. Gene Ontology annotation, molecular function: ubiquitin protein ligase binding. Gene Ontology annotation, biological process: SCF-dependent proteasomal ubiquitin-dependent protein catabolic process; protein ubiquitination. The coding region runs from base 1 to 2433 and encodes 810 amino acids. The transcript is spliced from 19 exons. NCBI's taxonomy places the organism in Eukaryota, Metazoa, Chordata, Mammalia, Primates, Tarsiidae.